UCUUACUUUUCUUUCUGCUGUCAGAGUAAAAACCUUAAAUUAUGUCGGCAGAAAUCAACACGAAGAAAGUUCAGGAAAACGCAAAGACGCCUGGAUCAGACAGGAAAACAGAAGUUUGUUCUCGCUUCUGUCUGCUGCUGGUGUUGGGUAUAACCUUCGUCCUGCUGGCGGCGAGCAUCAGCAUCGUCACCUGGAGCUGUUUAGAAAUAAAGAAACAGAAAGCGAGAGUCAGCAGGCUGGAGCUGGCGUCUGAGCGGACAUGCAGAGAGAAGGAAAAGCUCAACCAGAAGCUCAGAUUCAUCCUCACAGCCACAAACUUCUCCGUGAGAAACUUCUGUCCCGCUGGAGCUGCAGAGUGCCAGCUGUGUCCGGACGGAUGGUUCUGGUUCCAGGAAAAGUGUUACUGGAUCAGGAACGACACCGAGCUGAACUGGGAAGAAAGUCGUCGGUUCUGUCAGAACAGAUCUGCAGAUCUGGUUGUAAUUAAUAAUCCACAGCAACAGACUUUCAUCAGUAACCUGAGCAGCAGCUUCUACUGGCUGGGCCUGCAGCACGUUGACGGCAGCUGGGUCUGGAUCGACGGCUGCAAAGACACUUUAGGGUUUUGGAUGAACGAUGUCGAGCCGCUGGGUUCGUAUGCGGAGGUUUUGGCCUGGAGGAAUCUCUCAGACAGCUGGCUGCCGACGACGUCUUCGACCUUCAGCAAGGUCGUCUGUGAGCAGGAAGCCUUCAGCGUUCUUCACCGGGAUAUUUACACCAUCUGAACUAAAACACGUCAUAGUUUAAAGUUUCAUCAUGAUAUUAAACAUCUUGCCUUUCAUUGGUGGUUUAAAUGACCUCAUCUGGUAAUUAGAGGAAAUAAACUGGAUAUUGAUCCGUUAAUGAUCAUGUAUGAAUUAUAUCUGCAUUGUUGUUGUUUUAAAAGUAUUUUUUUUCUAUUUGUCAUUACACCUAAAAAUAUGUAGUCAAUAUAAAUAAGCAGUAAAAUGACAGAAGAAAAUCAGUUAAAAGAAUCUCAGCAUGUAAGAUUUUUACAGUUUGAAAACAGUAAAUUGUACAUUAAUUUUAUGAGUUGUAUUCAUGUUCAUUUUAGGGAAAACAUUUUGUUUUCCAGUAAAACAUUUACACUGGCACCAUUCUACACUCUAAAGUAAACAAUGAUGAUGUCGUCUAACCAUGAAAAAAAAGUUUUACCUUUAAUUUUACGGUGGAUUUGUUUCAACCGCAUUUUACUGAACAAUUUACUGUUUUUAUAGUGUAUCGCUAGACGUGCUCAUGGUUUUCAGUAAAUGAUUUACUCUUAUUACUUUUAGUGUACAAAAAAUAUGUGAAGAUUAUUUGUCCUUUUGAAGAUUCUUCAUAUUUGUGGCUUUCAUGAAAAUUUAACACAAAACAGAAACGUCUGCAUGGAGUGAAGCAUGUUAACCUUCUAAUAUACUGGUGUCUCCAAUGUUUUAGUCUUUUCUUUAGUUUUAUUUAGACUUUAGUCUUUUGUACUAAAGUCUAGAAAAGACUAAACUAAUCUAGUGUGGCAGAGCUGCUUCAUCCUGCUGCCACCAGAGGGCGCUAUCCUACAUGAUUUGUUAUAUUAAAAGUUUGAAAACCAAUUUUGUUCAUAAACUCAGCCUAAAGUAAAGAAAUAAAUCAGAUUAGACUUUAUUCACUGUGUAGUGAAUAAAAAAAAGACUAAAUUUAGAUAUUUUUGUAUCAUUUUAUGCCAUUUAUC
This is a messenger RNA of Poeciliopsis prolifica (blackstripe livebearer), 1726 nucleotides long. RefSeq names its product snaclec mucrocetin subunit beta-like. NCBI's taxonomy places the organism in Eukaryota, Metazoa, Chordata, Actinopteri, Cyprinodontiformes, Poeciliidae. The transcript is spliced from 6 exons. The record is from RefSeq and is a predicted model, not a curated record. The coding region runs from base 42 to 764 and encodes 240 amino acids.